GCGUAAACAAAGUUUACUAAAUUCGUUAUCAACUUGAUAGUUCGAAACCCGUUUACGCGCCAAUGACCGGCUUACGAUUAUUAUUUAUUGGGGCUUCUGCGUCAGUUGCAGCUCAGUUCUUUGGCCGCAACGACGCAGGGCAGCCGUGAUUCAUAGCCAUCGCCAAGUACAUCUUUGUGUGUGUAAAAUGUUUUUGCAUAUAAAUGGUGUAUUCGCUAAAUAGUUUAACAAGCAAUAAUUGGGCCGACAUGCAGGUUGAUGGAUCUAACAACAGAGGCAACUCAUCCGAAAUGCCCGACCACACAAAGCGUGAAACGUCUCGUUUUCUUUGAUCGCCACUUUCCAGCGAACAGUGGGAAAAUGCAUACACCAUUGCACUCCAAAGAUGGUCAUAAUACAGACGAAGGUAUGGAAAAGGAUAUUGAGGAUCCGGAGGUCUAUCUGAAGCACCUUUUAAAUGACGGCAGUCAGGAGGGCGAUAGCGGGUCGGAUUUGGAACUACCUCCAUGGUACAAUGAGCAGUUAUUCAAGCGUGGUCAGAGCUACUUUAGUACGUAUCGUUUUGUGAUGAACGCUGGAAUGCUGGCUGGACUAGUCGCUGUAUUGGCUAUUCCCUCAAUUCUCCGAGUGCUUUCCUGCACACGACAAUCUUCGACAGCAUUCACUGCUUACCGUCGGUAUGUGCGCACUAUAUUCCACACGCAAGCCUGGUAUAACCACAGCAUUGCGGACCGUGGGAGCAGGUUUUGGACCAGCAUUGCGGCUGUGAGGCAGGCCCACAGCCGUUCCAGCCAUGCCUGUGCUCGCAGAGGAGCUGGGCAGAUCACUCAGAAGGAUUUAGCCUUGACUCAGUUUGGAUUUAUUGGCUUCAUAACAAUGGGGGCUCAUCGGAUUAAACUUAAUGAUCAGGAUUUCCUCGAAGCAACCACUCACAUGUGGCGCGUUCUUGGCUAUUUGCUUGGUAUCAAAGACGAGUACAACAUCUGCGGUAGAAACUGGGCGCAGUCAAAGCUUCGCUUGGAUAUUGUGAUGCGAAAGGUUUACGAACCAGCUCUGGAAAACACCGGGGACGAUUUCUACCGCAUGACAGAAGCCCUCAUCCACGGUCUUUGGCAUAUGAACACCAUGUUUUCGGUGGACGCCAACAUAUUCUUUGCCAAGCGAUUAGCCUGUGUCAAGGGCUACGAGUACUAUAGCUUUGAUCAUGACAACGGAAUAAAACAGGAUCCACAGCAGAAGCUGCACUAUUACGACAUGGGAUGGUGGGAUCGGUUUAUAGUCAGCUACGGACUGUUUCUUGUCACCUAUCUGCACAGAUACGCCCUAGUGCGUUGGUAUUUGAACUUCCGCGUCUGGCUAGUGGACGUACUGACUUAUUACUUGCCCUACGUAGCCAUUUUGAAGUUUGGCUUCAAAUCCGCUUAUGUGCGUAUCUUCCGAAACGGAGGGGAAGCUCAAGAUUUUACGUUAGGCUUCAAAGAUGAUUAGAUUGUUUUGUUUUGUGAGAUUUAGUCAUUAGGUAAUUUGUUAAUAAAUGCGCAAUGCAAUUCAGGA
Molecule: messenger RNA, 1554 nt
Organism: Drosophila eugracilis
Lineage: Eukaryota; Metazoa; Arthropoda; Insecta; Diptera; Drosophilidae
Exons: 3
Coding region: 259-1488 (409 amino acids)
Molecular function (GO): oxidoreductase activity
Source: RefSeq, a predicted model, not a curated record